This is a messenger RNA of Scatophagus argus, 901 nucleotides long. Its product is annotated as tripartite motif-containing protein 16-like. The record is from RefSeq and is a predicted model, not a curated record. Gene Ontology annotation, molecular function: zinc ion binding. The coding region runs from base 89 to 808 and encodes 239 amino acids. The transcript has 2 exons. Lineage: Eukaryota; Metazoa; Chordata; Actinopteri; Scatophagidae.
CAGGGCAAAGAAGACUGGACAACAAGCAGUUCCUCAACUUCACUGCUAUGCUGGACCUGAAGAUGUAGUCUGUGAUGUCUGCACUGGGAUGAAGCUGAAAUCCCUCAAGUCCUCUCUGGUCUGUCUGGUCUCUUACUGUGACAAACACCUCCAGCCUCACUAUGAUGUGGCUCAGUUAACAAAACACAAGCUGAUGGAGCCCACUGAGAAGCUCCAGGAGAACAUCUACUCUCGUCAAGAUGAGGUGAUGAAGUUCUGCCAUAUUGAUCAGCAGUGUAUCUGUUAUCUCUGCUCUGUGGAUGAACAUAAAGGCCACGACACAGUGUCAGCUGCAGCAGAAAGGACUGAGAGGCAGAGAGAACUCGAGAUGAGUCUACAAAACAUCCCGCAGAGAAUCCAGGACAGACAGAAAGACCUGAAGGUGCUUCAACAGGAGGUGGAGGCCAUCAGUCACUCUGCUGAUAAAGCAGUGGAGGACAGUGAGAAGAUCUUCACUCAGCUGAUCCGUCUCAUGGAGAAAAGAAGCUCUGAUGUGAAGCAGCAGCUCAGAUCCCAGCAGCAAGCUGAAGUGAGUCGAGUCUUGGAGCUUCAGGAGAAGCUGGAGCAGGAGAUCACUGAGCUGAAGAGGAAAGACGCUGAGCUGAAGAAGCUCUCACACACAGAGGAUCACACCCAGUUUCUACACAACUACCCCUCACUGUCAGGACUACAGGACAUCAUCAGUGUGGACUGGACCGAGACCUCGCUGACAGACACUGGAGGUCUGGUGGCACUAGCAGAGCUGCUAAAUUAUUCAGCAAUACAUUAGUCUAAAUACUUUGACUGCUGCAAACAGAGUCUGCAGCUGCUGGCUGGCUGACUGACUGACAGCAGCAGCUGUGUGUGUGUGUGUUGGUCAAAG